Messenger RNA from Morchella sextelata, 642 nucleotides. RefSeq lists its product as uncharacterized. NCBI's taxonomy places the organism in Eukaryota, Fungi, Ascomycota, Pezizomycetes, Pezizales, Morchellaceae. The transcript has a single exon. The record is from RefSeq and is a predicted model, not a curated record. Bases 1 to 642 code for a protein of 213 amino acids.
AUGGUUGUUCUGGGAGAUACCUCUGCUGCCCUCAUUAAUGCCUUUAAACUUGGCCAUUCCUUCGACAUGGCGGACCUCGUUUGUGUCCAACCUUAUCUAAAGUCCGAGUUUGAAGUGGACGAACAUUAUAGCCCGGCCGGCAACCCCAUUCCGGUCGUGCCCGCUGAGCAUCGCAUGCCGCUGUUGAACCGUAUGCUCAGGUCGCUCCAAGAGUUAGAAAAGGUCUACAGAAGGUUGGAUGAUGAGACCCUCACUUACUGGAGGCUGCGUGGUUAUGGUUCCUGGCAGAUUGCGUAUGAUACGGUGAGGGGGGAAGAGGUUGAAAAAUGGAUAAGGUCUUGGCAACGGAAUAAUGGUCGGGGAAACAAGUUGCGGAGAAAGAUAGUGAAGAUAUGGGAUUAUCUUAAGCAUGAGGGGAUACCGGAUCUUCGCAAACAGGAACCUUACGAGUGGGAACAGGCGGGUAUACCAAUCGGUACGGAAGGGGUGCAACUAUACUGGCUAGAUAAGGAGGAGAACGCGGAGGAAGGUUUCGCGGGAGGUGGGUAUACAGUGCUUCCUGAAAAUGAAAGGGAUGUGGGCGAGGUGAACACCGUUAGGAAAAGAUGUGUCCCCCGUGGGGAGCGUUCGGUGGUGGAGUAG